CUUUUUUUGGGGUUUUCAACCAUCCACUCUUUUCACACCCUCAUUUGAGUCUUCACUGAGUGAAGCUGGGACAUUCUUUGCUUGUAUUCGCUUCUUUGAACAAAUCAGCUUUACGUAGCUCUUUCACCAUAACCUGUCGUCACCGCCAUGUCAUUCGCUUCUAAAUUUGCCUUGCUUGGCGCUCUUGCCACAACCGUUGUCGCCCAUGGUACCGUUACCGGCUUUGUGACGGACGGAACUUAUAACGGCGGCUUCAAACUAGAUUAUUACUAUAUGAAGCAAAACGGGCAGACACCACCGGCUACCGCUGGUUGGUACGCUGAGAAUCUAGACAACGGUUUUGUGGAACCAAACAGCUAUGGCUCUCCGGACAUUAUCUGCCACAAGAACGCCAAACCCGCAAACACUUCGGCUACGGUUGCUGCUGGUGGAAAGGUUGAGUUCCAAUGGAGCGAUUGGCCCGAGUCGCAUAUUGGCCCAGUCAUUACCUAUGUCGCCAACUGCGGUGGGGACUGCGGGUCGGUCGACAAGACCACACUGAAAUGGGUCAAGAUUGAUGAGUCUGGUUACGAUGCCGCAAAUAAGCAAUGGGCGGCCCUGGCAAUGAUCAGCAACAACAACACCUGGUCGACUACGGUGCCAUCCAGUCUCGCUGCUGGAAAGUACGUCUUCCGCCACGAGAUCAUCGCUUUGCAUGGAGCCGGCUCAGAAAAUGGAGCCCAGAACUAUCCCCAAUGUAUGAAUAUUGAGAUUACCGGUUCUGGAACCGAGAGCCCCGAGGGUGUUGUCGCGACCGAAUUGUACUCCUCUACGGACCCCGGCAUUCUUUUCAACCCAUACACCACCAUCACGAGCUAUACCAUCCCGGGACCUGCCCUUUUUGGUUCCGGAUCCACUGGAAAUACUCCUGCUCCAUCCAGCUCCGUUACUCCAGCCUCUAGUGCUGCACCCACUGUUACCCAAGCACCGGUCAGCUCCGUCACUGCCACUGCCAGUCCAACCUCCAAGAAGGCUAAUGUUGCUACAUCUACCGCUUCCUCUGCGGCUAUUCCCACUCAAACUUCUUCGAGUGGAAACGCUGGUGCUCUCCCUACGUUGCCUGAGUCCUUCACCCUCGAGACUUUUAUCUCUUGGCUGAGCGAAGUUGGUAAGGCGUCCGGAAACAGCGUUCGCCAGCCUUUUUCACUUCCCCUUGUAUAUUUGAAUAAGUUCUUUUUGUAUAUAUUAUUAUUCACUUCUCUAUGGUUGAAGAAUACCCUAGAACUGUUUUGCCCAACGGCCGCCCAUACUUUGAUCUUGAUCCCGCGCGAUAGGUGA
This is a messenger RNA of Lindgomyces ingoldianus, 1317 nucleotides long. RefSeq lists its product as uncharacterized. The record is from RefSeq and is a predicted model, not a curated record. Bases 148 to 1317 code for a protein of 389 amino acids. NCBI's taxonomy places the organism in Eukaryota, Fungi, Ascomycota, Dothideomycetes, Pleosporales, Lindgomycetaceae. The transcript is spliced from 2 exons.